AUGGUCUACGCCUUCAACAACUGGCACGACGUUUCCUGGGGCACCAAGGGCUCCGACAAGGCCGAUACCCUGCCCUCUGCCAAGGUGCUGAUCGGGAAGGAUGCCGACAGCGGUGUCAUGGUCGAAGAGCCGGAGAGGGAGCAGGAGGACAUCGACUCUCAGUUCAAGAAGACGGUGUACCGCGCCCUCGCCCCUUACGAAGAGCGCCCCGAAGACGAGAAGAAGGAUCCUGAAGAUUCGUACCGUUCCUUCCGAACGGGUUUGGUUAUCUUUUGGCUUCUGACCAACUUGGUCAUCAUCACCGCCGUGACGAGCAAUGACUUUGAGUCUCUGGGUGUGCCGGCUGCAUCCAAGGGCCGAACCCCAAUCUACUUUAGGGUUCUCCUGUAUUCCACUGCUGCGCUAUCCCUUGUCCGCUUUAUCGGAUUCUUGUGGUUCCUGGGAAGAACUGGCCUCAUGGCAUUCGUCGCCCGGAGGUAG
Molecule: messenger RNA, 480 nt
Organism: Parascedosporium putredinis
Lineage: Eukaryota; Fungi; Ascomycota; Sordariomycetes; Microascales; Microascaceae
Source: the annotation of a GenBank genome assembly